Molecule: messenger RNA, 1624 nt
Organism: Rosa chinensis
Lineage: Eukaryota; Viridiplantae; Streptophyta; Magnoliopsida; Rosales; Rosaceae
Product: CTD nuclear envelope phosphatase 1 homolog
Exons: 6
Coding region: 166-1215 (349 amino acids)
Molecular function (GO): phosphoprotein phosphatase activity
Source: RefSeq, a predicted model, not a curated record
UUAAAGACAUAAAGCUUGUCUCUUCUGAUUGGCGCUUCCUUUCUCACUUUUACUGCUCCUCCCCCACGCUCCCUUCCCGCGCGUGGCCACCCCUCCUCCGUAUCUAUCUCAUUUCCCAAGAACCCAACCCAACCCCACGCGCUUCCGCCUCGCGUCGGCCCCCGCAUGCCCCCCCUAGACUUCGUCGAAAGCCACCAUCGGCGAGAAAACAAAGGUAACAAGAGAAGAAACAGGAAACGAGAGCUUUUGAUUGGACGAGUCAUAAUGGCUGAGUUGACUCAGAACGAGGUGGCUUACUCGCCCAAGACUAUGCAAGUGUGGAAGGCUUUGCUGAAUUGGCUCGGUUUCUUCUUCCAGAUCUUCGUCCAAAUCGUCAGCUCUCUCGGCCACCAUCCCUUACUCUCUUCUUCUUCCUCCUCAUCCUCUUCUUCCGACGCUUCCUUCAAAUCCUUGCCGGCCGUCGAGUUGCAGGAGCACGACUCUUCCGCCGCCGUAUCCGCCGUUGAAAUCGAUACUCCCGAUUCUGACUCCGACGAUCCUCCCCAGAAGCUAACGGUGGUUCUUGACCUGGAUGAGACGCUAAUAUGUGCAUAUGAGUCGGCGAGCUUGCCCGGGAUAGUUCGGACGCAAGCGACAGAAGGUGGGUUGAAGUGGUUUGAGCUCGAGUGUUUUUCUUCGGACAAGGAAUGUGAUGGGAAACCGAAGGUGAAUUAUGUUACGGUUUUUGAGCGUCCGGGGCUGCAUGAGUUCUUGAAACAAGUUCAUGGGUUUGCCGAUCUUGUGUUGUUUACUGCUGGACUUGAAGGUUAUGCUAGACCACUUGUUGACAGAAUAGACGUAGAGAACCUGUUCAGUUUUAGGCUUUAUCGGCCUUCAACAACCAGCACGGAAUACCGUGAGCAUGUCAAGGAUCUCUCUGGCCUAUCAAAGGAUAUGGGCCGAAUUGUUAUUGUUGACAACAACCCUUUCAGUUUCAUGUUGCAACCUUUGAAUGGAAUUCCGUGUAUUCCAUUUUCUGCUGGGCAAAUACAUGACACACAGGUAGGAACUCUUUUACACUCAAUACCUCUUCACUGGUCAUCACUUAUCUUCCACUUCGUCGCCCCUUUGUCUCUUUUCAUUUCCUCGCACCUUUGUUUUUCAGCUUUUGGAUGUUCUUCUUCCACUGCUCAAGCACCUAUCGCUACAGAAAGACGUGAGACCUGUGCUUUAUGAGAGGUUUCACAUGCCCGAAUGGUUUCAAAAGCAGGGAAUCCCUUCAACUAGUUGGAAAUAGUAGGAUUGGCAGAUCAAGCUUGCAAUUCUCAGCAGUUAGUUUGUUCAAGGCAGUGUCAUCAUCGACUCCCACAAUUCUUCUGUACAGCAUCACUGUGUACACUGCAAAUUUGUUGAUACAAGGGUGUAUUUUCACUAGAGGUCUAAGUGUUGCAUCUCACUGUCGUAUACGGAAGCCAUUAUUUAUUAUGUAGAUUUGUUUAAACCCUGAUUCUUGUGUAACUUUGUUUAUAUGGUUGCUGUUAGUUCUCUUGGAUGCCUUAGCAUUUUGUUAGAAUUUUGUGAAAUUGUUGCCAAUAAUGAUGAGUAGUUUACACAUCCCUCCUCAUCAAUUGCACUCAUUUUUUCA